AUGAAUAUUUUUUCUUGGAAUACAAGGGGUAUUGCGAACAGAGACACGGUUCGCACACUCAAAGAACUAAAGAGGCUGUAUAAGCCAGAUGUGAUUAUCCUUUUGGAGCCAAGAUGCAGUGGAACAAACGCAGAAGAGGUGAUUCAAUCAAUUGGAAGCCAAUUCUCAUGCGUGGAAGAAGCGGUGGGUUUCAGUGGUGGUGUGUGGGUGUUGUGGGAUGAUGCCUCUUUGAUGAUUUCUAUUAUUAAAAAACAAGCACAAUUCAUUCACAUGAGAGUCAAAAUAACGAACAAUCCUAGCUGGUACAUCACAGCGGUCUAUGCUUCCCCACAAGAGCGGCUUCGUAGACAACUCUGGGAGGAUAUUCGAGACAUUGCUACAGAAAGAAAAGGGGGAAGUAUCGGAAACAUGAAUGCUUGCAGGAAGUUCCAGAGAUGGAUGUGUGACUGUAAUCUGAUUGACUUAGGAUAUGUGGGUUCAAAAUUCACAUGGAAGGGGGCAGAGAGAGAAGGAAUGGAAAGGAUUUUGAAAAGGCUUGACAGGGCGGUUGCAAACAAAGAAUGGAAAAUGAUGUUCCCGGAUGCUAGAGUUGAAACACUUCCGAGAUGUAGCUCAGAUCUUUACCCCCUGUUGAUAAAAACGAUACCAGCUAGAAUGGACAUAGGAGAAAAACCUUUUAGAUACGAAAUUAUGUGGGAGACUCAUUCAGAAUACAAGGAGGUAAUCAAUGACACUUGGAAACUAGGAGAAGGUUUGCCUCAAAAACUUAAUCUGCUCACCAAUGGUUUGAAGACAUGGAACAAAGAGGUGUUUAGGGAUGUGUUCAGAAGAAAGGAGAGAGCUCUUAGAAGACUGAAUGGGAUACAGAAAUCUCCAGAUUAUGGCAGCAAUCAAUUUCUAUACCGGCUGGAGAAAGAACUCACAGAGGAAUUAGAGGGAAUAUUGAAGCAGGAGGAACUCCUAUGGCUACAAAAAUCAAGACAACUAUGGAUUACAGAGGGUGAUCGUAAUACAAGAUUUUACCACACAAAAACUUUGAUAAGAAGAAGGAAGAACCGUAUAGUUAAAUUGCGAAAUAGUGAUGGAGAAUGGUGUGAAGAUAUAGAAUGUCUCAAAGGAUUAGCAAUAAAGCAUUUCGAUGACCUUUACACUGAAGAUCAACAACAAAGUUUUCAACUAAACACUGUACUCACAUACCCGCCUAUGGAGAGCGAACACUUGGCUAUUAUGGAAGCGAAGCUCAAGCAUGAUGAGAUAAAGGAAGCGCUGUUUGGAAUCGGUUCCCUCAAGGCCCCAGGUGAGGAUGGAUAUCCUACUCACUUCUUCAAAGAGAAUUGGAGCCUGGUGCAGGAAGCGUUUUGCUCAUAUAUCAGGUAUUUAUGGCUGAAUCCGGAAGCUAUUGCGGAGGAUUUCAUUCGGAGGAGUCUUGAAGAAUUCGGAAUUCCACACCACCUAAGGCGCAUUGUAAUGUCUUGUGUUGAAUCUGUUUCUUAUAAACUCUUGUGGAAUGGGUGCAAAUUGGAGAAAUUCCUUCCAACUCGAGGCAUAAGACAAGGAGAUCCAAUCUCUCCUUAUCUUUUUGUCAUUGCAAUGGAUAAACUAUCACAGCUCAUAGAGGAAAAGGUCAACGAAGGAAGAUGGAAACCAAUGACGGCUAGGAGGCAAGGACCAGCCAUUUCACACUUGCUUUUUGCAGAUGACCUUUUGCUCUUUGUGGAGGCUUCUACAAAUCAAACGAAUGUGGUAAAAGGGGUUCUUGAGGAGUUCAAGCUUGCCUCAGGUUUUCAGGUGAAUAUUUCAAAAACAUCUAUCUUCUUCUCCAAAAAUGUGACAGGACAGACUAAAGAAGAAAUAAAAAACCAAAGCGGUUUUAUAGAAGCAGACUGCUUGGGAAGAUACCUCGGAGCGAUGCUGACAAAUGCCCGAAAAGGUAAAGAGAAAUUUAAGAAUUUAAUUGAUAAAGUAGCAGGAAAGUUGAAGGGUUGGAAAAGUAGUUGUUUAUCUUUUGCGGGGCGGGUAACCUUAGCCAAAUCCGUUAUAAGCCCUUCUAUGAACUUUGAUAUGAUGCACAUGAAGAUUCCAAAAGGAAUAUGUUAUGAAAUUGAAAAAAUGCAAAGAAAAUUUGUUUGGAGAGGUGACAUGGAGAACAGAAAGUUUCAUGCUGUUAAUUGGAACACUCUUUGCCAACCAAAAUAUUUAGGAGGAUUGGGAUUCAAAAAGCUGGAGACUAUGAAUGUUGCUUUUUUGUUGAAAAUUUUGUGGAAAAUUCAUACUGAUAAAGAGGCAUUUUUAUGGGUGCAAACACUGGUGAACAAAUAUGGAAGGGAUAAAAUCCUUCUACAUGAUAUGAAGGUCUGUGUUACAGAUUCUCCGUUAUGGAAGGAGUUAACUAAACUCCAGGGGCUGUUCUACCAAAACAUUUCUCGCUCUAUAGGGGAUGGUAAGGAAGCAAAUAUGUGGAGAGACAGAUGGGUAAAGAAUGAACCUCCGCUUUUGCUUAAUAGCAAAAAACUUAUUGAUAACACAAACAUUAAUAUGACAGUUAGUGAGGCGGUCAUACAUGGGCAAUGGAAUUUUGAAUUCCUACAACAAUUUCUGCAUGAGAAAACUUUAUGCAAGAUCAGAGCUUUACCACCAGCUGAACCAGAACUUGGUAGUGAUGGGUUGAGAUGGAACCCUGCAAGUGACGGUAACUUUUCCAUCUCAAGUACAUAUCGAAUACUUGAAAAUCAUGGAGAGGAAACCGACCAAAUCUGGAGGAUUAUUUGGAAGUGGCGAGGACCCGAAAGGAUCAAAUGCUUUAUAUGGCUAGUCGUCCGUGAAAGAAUCAUGACUUCACACAGAAGAGCACGGAUUUUUGGGAUGAACUCAAGCUGCCAUAGAUGUACUGGUGUAGAGGAGAACACAAUUCAUAUGCUGCGAGACUGUCCAGUGGCAUCUAGAGUUUGGGUAAAACUAAUCCAUCAUGAGCAUAUACAUGACUUUUUUAGAGCUCCCUUUAAUGCUUGGAUCCGAUGGAAUCUUGCCAUGGAUCUUGGAACCACAAAACAAGGAAACUGGAAUACACAAUUUCUAGUAACUUGUUGGUGGUUAUGGAAGUGGAGGAAUCAAGAAAUAUUCAACCCCCCAUUCCAAAGACCAAUGCAACCUCUGCCUUUUAUCCUAAAACAGGUGAAACUAAUCCAGGAAGCUUUCAAGAAGGAGGGUCAGAGGAAAAACAAAAUUGAAACAAAUAUAUGUUGGGAAUGCCCACCGGAAGAUUGGAUGAAAGUCAAUACAGAUGGGGCUGCAAAGGGAAAUCCUGGAAUGGCUGGAUGCGGAGGUUUAAUUCGUAAUUAUCAAGGUAGAUGGAUUGCAGGUUUUGUUGCAAAUAUUGGUUAUUGCACAGCUUACUAUGCAGAGUUAUGGGGGGUCUACUAUGGACUCAAAACAGCAUGGGAAUUGGGAAUGAGAAAAAUCAUUCUAGAAGUGGAUUCCAAAGCGGUGGUGGACGUGAUAAAAGGAGCAACAAAUUUCAAUAAACACCCAGAAGCAAUAGUGAGGAAAAUAGUGAAAAUCCUCCAGAGGAAAUGGCAAACUAAACUGGUACAUAGUUACAGAGAAGGAAAUAGAGGAGCGGACUGCAUGGCAAAUGAAAGCUUAUUUACUGAACCAGGAUAUCAUUUUAUUGAUCAACCUAGUACCAAACUUAGGAGCAUCUUAGCUGAUAAUUGUAGAGGGGCUACCUUACCCCGAUUAAUUUCUGUUUUGUAA
This is a messenger RNA of Arachis duranensis, 3753 nucleotides long. RefSeq lists its product as uncharacterized. The transcript has 3 exons. Bases 1 to 3753 code for a protein of 1250 amino acids. The record is from RefSeq and is a predicted model, not a curated record. Lineage: Eukaryota; Viridiplantae; Streptophyta; Magnoliopsida; Fabales; Fabaceae. Gene Ontology annotation, molecular function: nucleic acid binding; RNA-DNA hybrid ribonuclease activity.